UCGCACCAAGCCUUCAAGAGUCGCCUAGAGCAAUAGGUGGCUCGAAACAUGUAAAGAGAGCUUACCGAUUUUCUGGUGGUCGUUGAGGUGGACCAACUUGGGGAUAUGCCGGCCCUGCCUGAUGCUGUCCGUAGGCUGGCUGUUGUCCAUGUUGAUAGGGCUGCUGUUGGCCAUAUCCAGGUUGAAAAUUGCCAUACGGUUGUGGUUGGAAAGGUCCAGCGCCUGCUACAGGCCCGCUACUCCACGACAUUACACCCCUGGCCUAGUCUCGAUUGAUAGCCAGAUCAAGGACAAUAAUGGGCUUGGAAGACCAGACAAGGGAGAUUAGGGGUUUGGCUCUGAAGAAGGAUGGAAGUUGACUCCA
This is a messenger RNA of Cucurbitaria berberidis CBS 394.84, 364 nucleotides long. RefSeq lists its product as uncharacterized. The record is from RefSeq and is a predicted model, not a curated record. Bases 122 to 328 code for a protein of 68 amino acids. NCBI's taxonomy places the organism in Eukaryota, Fungi, Ascomycota, Dothideomycetes, Pleosporales, Cucurbitariaceae. The transcript has a single exon.